Molecule: messenger RNA, 964 nt
Organism: Rhodofomes roseus
Lineage: Eukaryota; Fungi; Basidiomycota; Agaricomycetes; Polyporales; Fomitopsidaceae
Exons: 4
Coding region: 247-945 (232 amino acids)
Source: RefSeq, a predicted model, not a curated record
CAUACAGCCUAGAGCACGCACAAAAGGCUGCACGCCGGAUUUGGGCGGGCGGCGUGCCGCAUGCCCUGGGGCGCAUUAGAAGCAUGGAGGGGCGGCUGCGAGCCAGGAGGAGCUCCCAGUGCGUAUAAAUCAGCCUCUCGACGAGGGAUAGGGCCAAGGAACCCAAUCUCCGAGCACCGAUACUCCCGGGCCCAAGCAAUCCUACUGCCCCCGCCCCCGCUCUUCGACGAAAGACACUAACCAAAGAUGAUGUCGACGCCUGCGCAACCUACCUUCAGCACUCGCGCCGCUGGUAAGGCUCGGGCUUCUGAUGUUGGCAUCCGAUCGCGCAUGACGCAGGUCCAAGCUCAGGUCCAGGUAGCCCAGCGGCGCGCCGCGCUCGCUGUUCGUCAACCGACGACGGUGUCGCCGCACCAGCUGCACAGGCGAUCGCCGUCCGCAAGCGCGGUACUUGACUUUUGCCCGAGCGAGUACCGCGAGACGACCGCUUCUCAGCAAAGAGGAGAGCUGGCCGGCCCCGUUUCCAAACCGAACGUCAAGGGCCGGCCCAGCGACGUGGAUCUCCGUCACGGAACCAUGUACGUCAACUGGGUGCAAAAAGCCGUUCUGGCACGCCUGUCGCAUAUACCCCUCAUGGAUGUACCGCCAGAGGAGGAGUCUGAGUACCGCGGGAUGUACAACGUGCUGUGGACACACAUCGCAGAGAUGGAGCCGCUCCUGCCGCUAUAUGCUUGUUGGAUGGCGGAGGACACGAUCAAGCAGCUCGUCACUGCCAACGCGGUCGUGAAGCAGCAAAAGCUAUAUCUUGCGUCGGAGAGCCCCCGCUUCAUCAUCGACCUGCAGACGGUCACGCUAUUCACGCGGCAGAUUGAAAAGCUGAAGGAAGCAAUUGCCGAGAGGCAAAGAGCGAUGCAGCGCCAGGCAGCAGAGCACGGACAGAAGUAGGGAUGCUGAUGAGAGCGUC